UUAAAGAGCAGCACGCCGUGCGCACUUGCGCUUUGAGAAAAUCAAUAUCCCGAAUAAAAACAAAAACUAUGUGGGUGUAAAUAAGAAAUUAAAAAAUGAAGCUAACAACAGUGCGGUAUACAGCAGUUUUAGGAUUACAAACUAUUUUGUUUAUAAUCGACUUUUCUAUUAAUACUUUCUGGAUUUUCAAUCGGCCACAAAAUGCUAUUAUGCUUGUUUUGUUUAUAAUCCAAGAUGCAUGUUUAAUAUUUGCUUUAUCAACUAUGCUAUUAACAUUUUUUUCAACAUAUGUCUUCCAGAAUGGGCUAUUAGAUUCAUUAUAUAUUAGGUUCAGACUUACUAUAAUUGUUUGUAUGGUUUACUUCAUAUUAACAACUAUUUUGCACCUAUGGUCGUUAAAUUUGGUAUGGGGUGACAAAUCUAUUCAGUGGCCAACAAAAUUUAUAAUUUUCUUGAUAAUUCAUAGACUGGUAUCCGCUCUGUAUUAUUAUUGUUACAAAAGGGCUGCAUUUCGAAUUACAGAUCCUCGUUUUUACGAAGAUGCGGAUGUAAGACACUAAGUUCAACAGAAUGGAC
Molecule: messenger RNA, 576 nt
Organism: Brassicogethes aeneus
Lineage: Eukaryota; Metazoa; Arthropoda; Insecta; Coleoptera; Nitidulidae
Source: the annotation of a GenBank genome assembly